This is a messenger RNA of Hirundo rustica (Barn swallow), 1125 nucleotides long. RefSeq names its product cutA divalent cation tolerance homolog (gene CUTA). Lineage: Eukaryota; Metazoa; Chordata; Aves; Passeriformes; Hirundinidae. The record is from RefSeq and is a predicted model, not a curated record. Gene Ontology annotation, biological process: response to metal ion. The transcript has 5 exons. The coding region runs from base 19 to 576 and encodes 185 amino acids. Gene Ontology annotation, molecular function: copper ion binding.
GUGGAGGGGCCGCAGGACAUGGAGGGGCUGAGCCAGCGCUGCCCGCUGCCCGCCGCUGCACAGGGCUGCCCCCGGCCCGGCCGCGGAACCGCGCUGCUGGUGCUGACGCUGCUGGUGCUGGUGUACCCCCUGCUCCAGGGCCUGGCCGUGCAGCUGCACUCGGCUCUCACGGGCAGAUACAUCCCAGGGACGCAUUCCAUCGCCUUCGUCAACUGCCUCAACGAGCAGAUCGCCAGGGACAUCGCCAGGGCCAUCAUGGAUAAGAGACUGGCUGCCUGCGUGAACAUCCUGCCCAAGAGCUCGGCGUUGUAUUUCUGGAAAGGGGAACUGGAGGAAUCCACCGAAAUACUGCUGAUCCAUCCAUCCCUUCGAAAUCCCCGACAUCGUCAGCCUGCCCAUCGAGCAAGGAAACCCUCUCUACCUCAGAUGGAUGGAGGAGAACGUCCCGCGGGACUGAGGAGCGAAACGUGCGGCUCGCUUCUGGGCACACCGGGACCCCGCCGAGCCUUUCUCUUCUGGGGUUCGGGGUGGGGAACCCUCCGCUCCCCGACCUGCCCCGGAGCCGCCGCAGCCUGAGCCGCCGGCACCCGUGGAUGAGGAUACGCGGAGAUGUUCCCGUCGGGCGGCUCGGGGCUGCCUCGGGCUGUCAGCAGCGAAUUCCAGCCGGGAGCCGCGGCCCGGCAGCCCCCGCAGUGCCUUGUGUCCCCCACAGCCAGCCCCGAACCCCGCCCGGGCCCCGCUCCCCGCAUCCUGCCCCGCUCUGCCUCAGUUUCCCCAGCCCGGGCGCUGCAGGAUGUGGCCGCGCCUGACGCAAUCCGAGGAAGGAGCGAACUGCAGCAAACCCGGCCAGGAUCCAGCAGGAGCCCAGAGCAGCUCAGUCCCGGAGAGCUGGGGUGAGCUGGGCAGCGCCCACGGCCAGCUCCGGGGACACCAGUGCCACCAGGAGCACGGCACUGUGUCCCCGUCUCCCCACCUGAGCGGGGCCUCUCUGCCCAGCGGAGCUUUGUGAAAAGAUCCUGAUGUUUGUGGGGUGUAACUUAGGGGGUAUUUCCGAGUUCUUUAUGUGGCUGGGAAGGGAGCAAGCAGCGUUCCUUACCUGGGCAGGAGAGGCCUGGGCCGGGCUGG